Molecule: messenger RNA, 6587 nt
Organism: Pieris brassicae (large cabbage white)
Lineage: Eukaryota; Metazoa; Arthropoda; Insecta; Lepidoptera; Pieridae
Gene: Shaw
Product: potassium voltage-gated channel protein Shaw-like
Exons: 9
Coding region: 355-2148 (597 amino acids)
Biological process (GO): potassium ion transmembrane transport; protein homooligomerization
Cellular component (GO): axon; dendrite membrane; voltage-gated potassium channel complex
Molecular function (GO): delayed rectifier potassium channel activity; protein binding
Source: RefSeq, a predicted model, not a curated record
GCGAGGCGCGCGCGUUUCACCCCAUAGUGGGCGCCGGCCCAAAAUUCAAAUGUGGUAUAGUGACCGUUACAGAAUAAAAACUUAAUAACGAAUAUUUUUUUUAAGACACAGAUAAUAUAUGAAUCGAGUUUUUGAAUUAUUGAAUGUAGUGCGGCAGUGGAGUGUCUCCGAUGCGAGUGAAAACUGUGACCCUUAAAAAUUGAUAAAGAAUUAAAAUAGCCGCCAGCAAUGCCACCAUACGUGAGAUUCAGAUCGGAAAAUGAAUAUAUUGAGGUAAUGUGGCGACGAGGUCAAAGUCGAUCUCCAUAGCGCCCCAUACAACUGUUCUUUGCAAGCUCCGAGGAAGUUGCAAGGAUGAAUCUUCUUAAUAUGGACGCGGAAAACCGCGUGGUUCUGAACGUGGGUGGUAUUCGACAUGAGACUUAUAAAGCGACUUUGAAGAAGAUCCCAGCGACUCGGCUGUCACGACUGACGGAGGCGCUCGCCAACUACGAUCCUGUUCUUAAUGAGUACUUCUUUGAUCGGCACCCAGGUGUCUUCGCGCAGGUGCUCAACUACUACAGGACGGGAAAGCUUCAUUAUCCGACGGAUGUGUGUGGUCCAUUGUUUGAAGAGGAGCUGGAGUUUUGGGGAUUGGAUGCGAACCAGGUGGAGCCGUGUUGCUGGAUGACGUAUACACAGCAUCGAGAUACCCAAGAAACUCUGGCUGUGCUGGAUCGCCUGGACCUAGAUACGGAGAAACCGUCUGAUGAGGAGGUGGCCCGCAAGUUUGGCUUUGAAGAAGCCUACUACAAUGGGACAGUGUCAUGGUGGCAGCAGCUAAAGCCCCAAAUGUGGUCUUUGUUUGAUGAACCGUAUAGUUCUAAUGCUGCUAAGAUAAUCGGUGUGAUAUCGGUCUUCUUCAUCUGCGUGUCCAUCAUAUCGUUCUGCCUCAAGACUCACCCGGAUAUGAGAGUUCCAGUUAUAAGGAACUAUUCUGUAACGACCGCUAACCAAACGCAAAGCUGGGCUUUGGAUAAAGUGCAGACGAACGCCCACGUCGCGUUCUUCUACAUUGAGUGUGUGUGCAACGCGUGGUUCACCCUCGAGAUCCUCGUCCGCUUCAUAUCCAGCCCAAACAAGUGUGAAUUCAUCAAAUCCUCCGUUAACAUCAUCGACUACAUCGCUACAAUGAGUUUCUACAUCGACCUCAUCCUCCAGAAGUACGCGUCUCAUGUGGAGAACGCGGACAUCCUGGAGUUCUUUUCCAUCAUUCGUAUCAUGAGACUAUUUAAAUUAACCAGGCAUUCGUCUGGUCUAAAGAUUCUAAUACAGACAUUCAGAGCAUCAGCGAAAGAGCUGACUCUUCUAGUGUUUUUCUUAGUGCUUGGUAUAGUGAUAUUUGCAAGUUUGGUGUAUUACGCUGAGAGAAUUCAAACGAAUCCCCAUAAUGACUUCAAUAGUAUACCCCUCGGUUUGUGGUGGGCGCUGGUUACCAUGACAACGGUCGGGUAUGGAGAUAUGGCUCCGAAGACUUAUGUUGGAAUGUUUGUUGGCGCUUUAUGCGCCUUGGCUGGUGUAUUGACAAUAGCUCUGCCUGUACCCGUAAUAGUAUCCAAUUUCGCAAUGUACUACUCGCAUACACAAGCAAGGGCGAAACUGCCGAAGAAGAGGCGAAGAGUCAUCAAUGUAGAACCUACCAGACCACCGCUGCGUGCGCCAGGAGCUCCAGGUGCCCCAGCAGGUCCGAUGGCUCCAGGAAUGGGCCCACAGGCUGUGAACAGGAGAAUGAAUGCAAUCAAAACCAAUCAUCCUAAAGAUAUGAUGGGACCGAAUAUGGUCGCAAGUCUAAUGCCUGGAAUGGACUUAACCGUAGCGUCUCGCCUACCACCAGGCCCACGAGACCUCAGCCCAGCCUUAGCCAUUGCCAUACCACUCAUGAAGUCAGUCAACCUGGUUCCAGCACAGUGUUUCGACAACAUGGCCUACAACAGCGAGAAAUUGGAUGUUAAAGAACCUCAAAAUUCUAUUGAAGAUACUGCAUAUAAAAACGAUGAUAAAACGGACGUUAAAACCCCAUUACUGCGAGAUCAUAAAAUUGAAUCGAUGGACGAAACGAAAUUAAGGGACACUAAGGUGGAGAAACGGAAAUCGUCCGCUUCGACGUAACACAAUUACGUAAUCCGUUAUGGUUUGCAAAAUUGUGCGAGAUGGAUUGAAAAGUAUCACGUUCUCGCUACCACGUGCAACAGCUUGCGGACGUGUAGCAGAUACUAAUAAUUCUAAAGCUAUGUGCAAACUCCACAAUACAAGUUCAAAACUAUUUGAAAGUUUCGGGCUCUGCGGAUCUCGGCACAAGGCUUUUAAUUUAACGGUGUUAAUGCAAUAAAUUGCGCCCAAUUAUUAUUAAGCAGCUUACAUUUUAAACACGACCAAAUCCCUAAUGAUAAUGGAAUUUUCCUAUGUAAUUUUGUAUUAAAUGGUUUCAUUGUUUUAUGGAUAAAUUUUAAAAGAGAACUCUCGAAUGAGUUAAUAGGAUGAAUUUGUAAUUUGAUUUUAACUUAAAUUACAAAAAGUUUACAACUUUUCUAUCACGAAUCUCUCAAUUAUUUACUACACUUGAUAUUUAAACAAAUAUAAGCUAUAUUUAAAAUGUUAUUUUCGACUAAAUUAUCAAAAACCUCAUACGCAAUAAUUUUUAUCUUAAAAAACUUUUAGCAAUUUCACAUUUAUGCUAUAGGCGGCUUUAAGGUCACUAAAGAAAUUUCGGAUGACUGAAAGUAAUUUAUGAUUGAUCUGACAGCGAAAGCUAAGAUGUAAUUUAUAUACCCUUCUCUUGUAUAUCCGUCAAGCGUUCAACUUAAAAAAAAAACAUUUUCUUUUGCAAAAAAAUGAUUACUACUGGAUUCAGAAAUAAUCAUUUUUCCAAUAUUUUUUUCUAGAUAUAGAUGGCGCUUGAUGGAUUCGAUGUCUACUAGUUACAAUGUAUACCUAUUCACAUAUUUCUAGCUAUAGACUUCCUAUAAACGCGCUUCAUAGUAUACAAUUGUAGUUAAUAUGACCAUUAUUCAUAUCUUAUAACAGUCCAUAAUGUAAUCCUUAGGUAGGCACAUUGAAAUAUCGUGUUUUCCUAAUUUAUUUACAAAUUUAUAAGUUCUAGAACAUCAAUUAUAUUUUAUUCAUCUCUGUUUUAAAAACAUUUUUAAGUUAAAUCAAAAAUAAGAUUUUGUUAAAAUACGUCAAUAUAGUUGCAGUCAUUAGCGCUCAUUCUCUCAAAUUAUGCUUACGCUGUGACGAAAAGAGAUAGUUGUUAUCUCUCAGUAAGAGUGCUUUAGUUUAAAUAAGCACAUUAUUUACACAUUAUUUUUAAUUAGCUAACAAUUUUUUUCCGUUUUAAGUCUGAAUCCCCUUCUAUUUUUAGCUAUACAUCACAUUUAGGAACAUACACAUUUACUAAGCAUUCUUCGUGUGUUCUGUAAAUAUUACAAUUUUUAUAUUCGUGUUACAAAACUAGAAACAUAUCACGUGUACAUCUUACUCUUGGUGUAUUUUUAUAUUUGUAAAUUUAAUUGUAGAUUAACGCGAAUAGAAAUGGGGAACACUCUGUCAGUUGCUCUCACUACUCCGCUGGUUGUCAACAAUUCAACAUUUUGUACAGCUGUCAUUUGUCAGUUUGACAAUUAACUGUAAAUUGAAUAUUCUAUGUUCGAAUCGCAUAUUGAGCUUGAAAUAACUUUAAAGUUUUGUCCCUAUUUCUCUUGUGUUAGUUAAUACAUAAUAGUCAUGUAACAUAACUAUGAACUUUAAAUAUGGGACUUACGGUUAGAUCAUAAAUAAAACCGUUAGCAGCCAAGUGCUCAUGCUAAAAGUUUUUUAGUAAUUUUAUUUUCUUACCUCAACAUAAAAAAGUAAAACCAACUCCAAUCUGUUAAUUGUCAACUGUCAAUAAUUGACAUCUGUCAAAUUGCGAAUGAGCACCGUGAACAAGUUAGUGAGUUGGCGCAAACAUUUCGUUGUGUUCGCCAUCUCUACAUGAAUAAAAUACUGUUUUUAACGUUACAACGUAUACGUUUCAAGAAAAACAGAAUUAUAUUUAAGCAAUGUAGAUAGUUUUAAUAAAAUGUUUUAUUCUAAUAGUACUCAACCUGUCCAUGAAUCUGUUAAUGUAUUUGCCUAAAUAUUGGACACAUAUAUCUACUAUAAUCAGAGUAAGUGUAUUGUCAACCAACACACCCGUUUCGAUAUAGGUUCGAUCAUAACCAAACCGUGUCUGGGACUAGCUAGAAUACCACUUGCUUUUGCCGAGUCUCGGCGAGUGUGUAUGGCUGCCAUAAUAUGGCAUUCUCAAGUUAAAAAUGUUUUUAGAAUAUUUUGCAAUUAAUUACAUAUUUUUACUCUGCUUACAGUGUAGAUUUUUUAAUAAGUACCCUAAAAGUUCAAUGUUACGCAUAAAAUGCAAUAAUUACAGUAGGAGGCACGUUAAUUUAAUUUAUAAAAAAGUAUGUACAGAACUUUAGGUGUAAUUCAUAAAAUAUAACAAAAAUAUAGUGAGAUGUUUUAAAUCUAAUCAUGUUGUUUACCAUAAACCAUUUGUGGCCCUACUGAUUCAAAAAUAUUAUCAGUAUCGACAUUAUAUACUUAAAAAAUUGUUGUUUUAUUCAAGCUAAAUUUUAUUUAAAAUAUUUAUGUUUGAUUGUUCGCUAUGAUUAACUAGGAACACGGCAUAUAUAGUCUGCUGUAGCGAGGUGAAUAUACGGAUUGGGGCAGAGAUUUAGGGGGAAAGGGGGAGGUUUUGCGUGUGCGCUUCUCGAUUCACUAUGGGAAUAAAAUAAUGUGUGGGUCAAAUAACGUGUCAUCGUCAAUAAGGUUAAAGUAACUGAAAGUAGGGGCCACGAAUGAUAUAAAAAUGCUUAAAUUGUACAAAUAUCUUCACGAUUUUGAAUUAUUAAUGCGGACCAGUUAUGCAUACGUAUUAACAUUUUCAUUAUAUUUAAGAAUUUAAUUUAUACUUUAUUUUUUGGAUAGCCCUGAACAAGAAAUUGUUAUAAAGUACGUAACUAGCAACUUUUGUAUACUGAUUAAAGCAUCUUUAAAAAUACACUCAAUUCAUAAAUUGAGAUUGAACUUAAGAAAUAUGAGAAUAUCUCAUUGCAAAAGUAACGUAAGAAACUGCGCCUUCUAGCAAGAUUAUAUUGAAACCUCCUUAUUGAUAUUUUAUCAGCUCCAGUACUCUUUAACUUGAAGUAGUGAUACGGAUCCAGAAAUAUACUGAGUAAACAAUGUCAGCGCUACGGCUAUAAAGAAAACUGCAUGAAAAUAAAAAUCAUAAAUACAUUAUAAUACCAGAUUAUAUAAAAGUCACAUAACAACAAUUAACUUUGCAUUGAUAUCCUGUGAUACGGGUUAUUGAACUCGGUAAAAAAUAUAUUUAUUAAAAAGCCUCACUAAAGUAGCACAUACAUGCAGAUGCAUCAAUGACAAGUGUGCACAACAUUAAAAGGGAAACAACUUACAAUGAUGAAAGAGAAAAUAUAUAAUACAAUACAAAUAAAAGAUAUCUUUCAGAGUUUCAUAUUCAAGGCUACUAAAUUGUUAAAAUACUACUGCAAAAGUUAAUUUUAUACAUAUAAUUAUGCACAUUUAUAUAAGAUUAAAUAUAACUUGUUAACAUCCGCCAUUUGAACUGUCAUCAACGUGUCUCAUUUUCUCUUAUCAGACAAUAUUAGGUUCCUUUGAGGUCAUGAGUAUCUUUAAACGAAUUCAAAUCGAUUUUAUUCUUACGUAAGAUUUUUUUUAUAUUAACGAAAGGUUCGGAACAUUUUGUAAUUGAUUUUACAUAAAUAAUAGUAUCAACAGACAUACGUAAUUUAAAAAGUAUUUCGAUUUCCUAUAAUUUCAUUUUAACAAUUGGCUUGGAUAUAUUUUCACAUUAGACAUAAGAACAUAUAUUUCCGUACGUAAAUAUAGUGUCGGUGAGAGUGCUUAUGCUGGAAGCAUUUUCUUGUAAUGCGUAGCUGUGCUGUCCGAGAAAGGCGCCAGCUUUAAGAUGCUUACUACUGUCUAGACCAGUGGUGACCAGUGACCAGUGGCAUGGCACAAAAAGCUUGGGAAACAUAGUUACCAUAGCCUUUCUAAAAUUCGUAUGCCCUAUAAAUCAUUAUUAAUAUUAAAAUUGAAUUGUUCACUUAAGAUACUUAAAUAAAUUGUUAACGAAACAGUAAGUAAAUCAAAAUGUUAUUGUAAAACUAAAAUUCAAAUUUGAAAUCAUUCGAAAAGCCCCACUCUAAUUGCCACCCUGAUCGUGUGGAACACUGAACCUUCCAUAGAUUCAUCUACUGCAUGUAAUUAAUCAAGUUUCAGAAAUGGUUUUUCUUUUUGAUUUUACAUAUUAAAUUCGAAUAAAUUAUGAGAAAGCUGUAUUUUAAUUAGGUUCGUUGUAGCACAAUAUGUUUAUAAUCUCACUUCAUAUAUCAAUCGACAUUCGCCCUCAUCAUAAGAAUACACUGUAUAAACCACAUAAAGUAUUUAAAGAUUUAAUCAUGUAUCAUGGCACAAUACUAGAAUAAGGCUUGAAAUGAAUAAACAGGGCUUGGAUUGUAUAGCAUUCU